Lolium perenne is the source of this 1476-nucleotide messenger RNA. Its product is annotated as imidazoleglycerol-phosphate dehydratase 2, chloroplastic. Gene Ontology annotation, biological process: L-histidine biosynthetic process. The record is from RefSeq and is a predicted model, not a curated record. Gene Ontology annotation, molecular function: imidazoleglycerol-phosphate dehydratase activity. NCBI's taxonomy places the organism in Eukaryota, Viridiplantae, Streptophyta, Magnoliopsida, Poales, Poaceae.
GCAGCAAAUAGGAAUCGCCCGCCGUCCUCGCACUUUCUCAUUGUCCCAAUCCGCCGCCGCCGCCGCCGCGACCGCCACGGCUAACCCCCAGAGCUCCACGCCGACGCCCUUCCCGACGGCUCCACCUCGUCGUCUCCAACUUCCGAAUCCGCCCCCUUGACACCCUCUUACCGAGCUUAUUCGAUCCGAGCUCGAGUCCAGUGAAAGCUUUGUCCGAAUUACCUACUAGCUAGCUCGAAUUCCAGCCUAGGCUCGCUCGAGCUCUCGCCGAUGUCCACCGCGCCGUUCCUCUCCCCAUCCCUGUCCCGCGUAUCCUCCGCGCGGGCGUCCCCAGUCCCCAAAUCCUCGGCGAGGUCCGGGACUGCUGGGGUCGCCUUCCCCAGGGCUCGGCCGUACACCCAAUCGCUUCGCCUGAGCUCGCCUGUCAUGGCUGCCACCGGCCUCGGCGGUAACGGCUCCCCGGCGGCUCCCGAGAACUCAGCAGUGCCGUCUAGGCUGGGAGAGGUCAAGAGGGUAACCAAGGAAACAAAUGUGCAUGUGAAGAUUAACCUGGAUGGCACUGGUGUUGCCAGCUCCAGCUCGGGGAUACCGUUCUUGGAUCACAUGCUUGAUCAACUGGCAUCCCAUGGACUGUUUGAUGUAUAUGUGAAGGCUACAGGUGACACACACAUUGACGAUCAUCACUCGAAUGAGGAUAUUGCUUUGGCAAUUGGAACGGCGUUACUUCAAGCACUUGGAGAUCGAAAGGGAAUUAACCGGUUUGGGCAUUUCACAGCACCACUUGAUGAGGCAGCAGUUGAGGUUAUACUGGAUCUAUCUGGUCGACCUCAUUUGAGCUGUGGCUUAAGUAUUCCUACUGAGCGAGUUGGCGCAUAUGAUACCCAGCUAGUUGAGCACUUUUUCCAGUCCCUUGUGAAUACUUCUGGGAUGACGCUUCACAUCCGCCAGCUUGCGGGGAACAACUCGCACCAUAUUAUCGAGGCAACUUUCAAAGCGUUUGCCAGGGCCCUUCGACAAGCAACAGAAUAUGACUUACGGCGACAUGGUACAAUCCCCAGCUCAAAAGGUGUUCUGUCAAGGUCGUAAUGUUGCAAGAUAAAAAAAAAGGGUUGCACUCUGUUCUCCGCCUGAAGCCUGGAGCGAUCAAGGGGAAACAGAUGGAUGGUGGCUGGUUAUAUCUUCUCUAUUGCUGCUUGGGCUUCGAGUCAUCUUGCGGCAAAACAGCAUGGAAAGUGACGGCUGUCGGUGUUUCUUUAUCUUACUAGCACUGGCAUAAUGUUUCUGCCAGUUACUGCAAUUUUUGGCUGUUGGCCGGACUGUAUGUACUUAUGAAGAUGAAAAGCUGCAAAAGGCUUGAGAUUCUGAAUUGUAUAGAUCAAAAAUAUGGGUUCAGAAUUCGUCCGCGCCUGUAAUAAAUUAAUGCUUGACCAGUCAUUCACGAGAAUAAAAUAAAAUACUCCCUCCGUUCCUAGAAAA